Molecule: messenger RNA, 2912 nt
Organism: Daktulosphaira vitifoliae (grape phylloxera)
Lineage: Eukaryota; Metazoa; Arthropoda; Insecta; Hemiptera; Phylloxeridae
Exons: 3
Coding region: 44-2737 (897 amino acids)
Molecular function (GO): protein binding
Source: RefSeq, a predicted model, not a curated record
AAGAUUAUCAUAAGUUAUUCAAAAUUAAACACUUUGAGUAAAAAUGGCGAACUGGCCAUUGACAUCUUUUUUGUUACUAAUUUCCAGUUUGAUGUUUAUUGAAGCAAUUGAAUAUUCGGAUGACGAAGAAAUAAGACAAUUUGAAAACUGUAAGAAGACAAAAUAUACUGAUAUUGCUCAUUUGAAAUAUUUAAAAUUAGUUCAUGAAAAUAGAUGCGUAUUGAACAAAGAUACAACAAGACAAGCUGCUGCUAAUGGGUUCUUAGAAUGUUUAAAAUAUGCACAUGAAUAUGGCUGUCCAUGGGAUCAAAGUACAACAGACGCAGCUGCUACUAAUGGUCAUUUAGAAUGCUUAAAAUAUGCACAUAAAAAUGAAUGUCCGUGGGAUGAAAACACUUCAGAAGCAGCUGCUUCGAGUGGUCAUUUAGAAAUUUUAAAAUAUGUACAUGAAAAUGGCUGUCCUUGGAAUGAAAAAACAUCAGAAGCAGCUGCAUAUGGUGGUCAUUUAGAAUGCUUAAAAUAUGCUCAUGAAAAUGAAUGUCCAUGGGAUCAAAGUACAACAAACGCAGCUGCUACUAAUGGUCAUUUAGAAUGCUUAAAAUAUGCACAUAAAAAUGAAUGUCCAUGGGAUGAAAACACUUCAGAAGCAGCUGCUUCAAGUGGUCAUUUAGAAAUUUUAAAAUAUAUACAUGAAAAUGGCUGUCCUUGGAAUGAAAACACAACAGAAGCAGCUGCAUUUAAUGGUCAUUUGGAAUGCUUAAAAUAUGCUCAUGAAAAUGAAUGUCCAUGGGAUCAAGGUACAACAGAAGCAGCUGCUACUAAAGGUCAUUUAAAUUGCUUAAAAUAUGCUAUUAACAAUAGUUGUAAAUGGGAUGAAAGAACAACAAUAACAGCUGCACAAAGUGGUAAUAUAGAAAUUUUAAAAUACGCAUAUGAUAAUGGAUGCCCGUGGGAUGAAAGAACAACAGCAGCAGCUGCUUAUGGUGGUAAUUUGGAAUGCUUGAAAUAUGCUCAUGAAAAAAGGUGUAAAUGGGAUGCAAAAACAACAACAAAAGCUGCAUAUAAAGGAAAUUUAGUAAUUUUAAAAUAUGCACAUGAAAAUGGAUGUCCGUGGGAUAGAAGAACAACAGAAGCAGCAGCAUCUAGUGGCAAUUUAAACUGCUUAAAAUAUGCUCAUAAAAAUGCAUGUCCUUGGGAUGAAAGAACAACAACAAAAGCUGCGUAUAAAGGAAAUUUAGAAAUUUUAAAAUAUGCACAUGAAAAUGGAUGUCCAUGGGAUGAAAGAACAACAGCAGCAGCUGCUUAUGGUGGUAAUUUGGAAUGCUUGAAAUAUGCUCAUGAAAAAAGGUGUAAAUGGGAUGCAAAAACAACAACAAAAGCUGCAUAUAAAGGAAAUUUAGUAAUUUUAAAAUAUGCACAUGAAAAUGGAUGUCCGUGGGAUGGAAGAACAACAGAAGCAGCAGUUUCUAAUGGCAAUUUAAACUGCUUAAAUUAUGCUCAUAAAAAUGCAUGUCCUUGGGAUGAAAGAACAACAACAAAAGCUGCGUAUAAAGGAAAUUUAGAAAUUUUAAAAUAUGCACAUGAAAAUGGAUGUCCGUGGGAUGGAAGAACAACAGAAGCAGCAGUUUCUAAUGGCAAUUUAAACUGCUUAAAUUAUGCUCAUAAAAAUGCAUGUCCUUGGGAUGAAAGAACAACAACAAAAGCUGCGUAUAAAGGAAAUUUAGAAAUUUUAAAAUAUGCACAUGAUAAUGGAUGCCCGUGGAAUGAAAGAACAACAGAAGCAGCUGCUUCUAGUGGUAAUUUGGAAUGCUUAAAAUAUGCUCAUGAAUAUGGAUGUAAAUGGGAUGAAUGUACUACAAGAAUAGCUGCACAAAAUGGUAAUAUAAAAAUUUUAAAAUAUGCACAUGAAAAAGGAUGUCCGUGGAAUGUAAGAACAACAGAAGCAGCUGCUUUUAGUGGUAAUUUAGAAUGUUUAAAAUAUGUCCACGAAAAUGGAUGUAUUUGGAGUAACAGUAUUAUACGUAACUCUAUUGCAAAUGAUAAUUUACUGUGUUUGAAAUAUGCUCAUGAAAAUGGGUGUGAAUGGGUUGAUGGCGCAAUUUUAGUUGCUGUAGCGAAUGGUUCUUUCGACUGUUUAAAAUAUGCACAUGAAAAUGGCUGUAAAUGGGAUGCAACAACAACAAAAAUAGCUGCACAGAAUGAUUAUAUUAAUAUUUUAAAAUAUGUACACGAUAAUGGAUGUCCUUGGGAUGGAGAUACAAUAGCUGCAGCAGCUAUGCAUGGUAAUAUCGAUUGCCUAAAAUAUGCUCAUAAACAUGGAUGUAGUUGGGUUGAAGGUACGACGAGAGGGGCCGCAGCAAAUGGACAUUUAGACUGCCUACAGUAUGUUUAUGAAAAUGGUUGUAAGUGGGACGAAGGAACAACAAGGGAAGCUGCUGCUAGUGGACAUAUUAAUUGUUUGAUAUAUGCACAUGAAAAUGGUUGUAAAUGGGAUAUAGGAACAAAGAGUGGAGCUGCUGCAAAUGGUCACUUAAACUGCCUAAAAUAUGUUCACAAAAAUAAGUGUCAAUGGGACGAGGGCACUACAAGAAUUGCUGCUGCAAAUGGUCAAUUUCGUUGUUUAAAAUAUGCCCAUGAAAAUCAUUGUCCAUGGAGUAGAGGCACCAUUUAUAAAGCUAUUCAAAAUGGUCAUUCUGAUAUAAUCUUAUAUGCUUCUGAAAAUGGCUGUCUUGAUUAGUUUUCUGUUGUAAUAUCUUUUUUUUUUAUAUCUACUCAUCUAAGUUGACUAUUUUUAUUAUAAUUUAAAUAAAUUGUCACAAGCUUCUAUACCUAAAUGAGAUUAUAUUGUUCUUAUAUAGUAUAGUAUAUUAAAAUAUUUUACCUCCUUAGGAAACACUUUAUUUGAAAAUAUA